AUGGGUAAUUGCUGCUCAGUCACUCUGCAAGUACAAUGCGAUGCAUUGAUCAACCGCUGCAUAGACUGCACCUUUGGACGAGCAACAUACGUGUGUUUCAUGGAAGAAAAUCUCAACUCUCUGGGCACUGCAUUAGAAGACUUGCAGGCGUUGAAGAAUGAUGUGAAGACCAGAGUUUACCUGGCUGAGGCACAACAACUGAAGCCAUUGGACCAAGUGCAGAGGUGGGUUUCAAGGGUUGAAGAGAUCCAAGUUGAGGUCAAUGAAUUGGUCAAAGAUAGAGAUAAACACCUUGAGAAAUUAUGCAUUGGAGGUUGCUGUUCUAAGAGCUGCAAGUUCAGCUACCAAUUCGGGAGGAAAGUGGCUGAAAAGUUGAAGCAAAUCAAUGAUUUGAAGAGAAGGACUUUUGAUAAGGUGGCUGGGGAGGCUGCCCCGGCGUCGGAGAAGAGACAGACGACUGAGAAAACUGUGGGGAUGGAAUCCAUGAUUGAUGUGGUCUGGAGGCAACUUGAAGAACCAAAAGUGGGAAUUGUUGGGUUAUAUGGAAUGGGAGGGGUGGGGAAGACUACUCUUCUGGACCAGAUCCACAACAAGUGCCUGGACACCCCGAACGAUUUCGAUCUUAUAAUCUGGAUAUAGGUUUCCAGGAACUUCAAGCUUGAUAAAAUUCAAAAUGAGAUUGGGAGAAAAAUUGGGUGGUUCAAUGAGAAAUGGAAGAACGAAGAGGGGCAGCAAAAAGCUGACGAGAUAUUCAGGGCCUUGAGUAGGAAAAAGUUUGUGUUGCUUUUGGAUGAUGUGUGGGAGCGUGUUGAUCUGAAAAAGGUUGGCGUUCCUAUCCCUGAUGAAACAAACUGGUCCAAAUUGAUCUUCACUACCCGGGAUGAGGAGGUAUGCAGCCAAAUGGGCGCUCACAAGAAAAAUAGAGUAAAAUGCUUGGCAAGCGAUGAAGCAUGGAAUCUGUUCAAGAAGAAUGUGAACGUCGCAGAAGACAUACUUUCUCUUGAUCCGGAAAUCCCUGACUUGGCUAAAAUCGUUGCUAAAAAGUGUGCCGGUUUGCCUCUUGCACUAAUCGUAGUUGGUCUGGCCAUGUCUUGCAAGAAGACAAGAAGAGAAUGGAAAGAUGCCAUUGAUGUUUUAAGGAAAUCUGCUUCAAAAUUUCAAGGUAUGGAAGAAGUUUUCCCUCGUCUCAAGCUUAGCUAUGACAAUUUAUCUAGCAAUGAAGUCAAAUCUUGUUUCUUGUAUUGUGCUUUAUUUCCGGAAGACUUUUCUAUUCAUAAGGAUGAGUUAAUAUAUAAAUGGAUGGCCGAGGAAAUAUUGAAGGAGUAUGCUGAUGUAGAUGGAGCUCUAAACAAGGGUUACUCUAUCAUUGGUAAACUUGUUCGUUCUUGUCUAUUGGAAGAUACAAGAGGCCACGUAAAAAUGCGCGAUGUGAUUCGUGAUAUGGCGUUGUGGUUAGCUUGUGAAUUGGAAGAAACAAAGGAUAAUUUUAUGGUUCAAGCAGGUUCACUUUUGACUGAAGUUCCAAAUGUUAAAAAAUGGGAAGGUGUGAAGAGGAUGUCAUUGAUGGCCAAUGACAUUGAGAAUCUUGAGAUAAUACCUUCAUGCCCCAGUCUACUUACCUUAUUGCUCAGUAAUAAUCGUUUGAAGAUGAUUAGCGAAGGUUUCUUCAACUCUAUGUGCAACCUACAAGUUUUGGACUUGUCGAAAAACAAGGAUAUAACCCAAUUGCCAUCAGGAAUUUCAGACUUGGUUUCACUGCAAUAUCUUGAUCUAUCAAAGACAAGCAUACAAAAUUUUCCAGUGGAAUUCAAGGCUUUGGUGAAGCUAAUAUAUUUGAACUUGGAGCACUCCAGCGAACUUGAGGUUAUUCCGCAUAAUGUAAUAGCGAGCUUCUCCAAACUGAGAGUUUUGAGACUAUAUAAAUGUGGUACUUGCAAAUUUAGUAUCCUUGUUGGGGAUAAUGAGCACCUGGGAAGUGAAUUGCAAUCUUUGAAGCACUUCGAUAUGUUGACCUUGACCAUACAAAGUGUUUCUGUUUUCGAAAAAAAUUUCACCUCCAACAAACUACUGAGCUGCACUCAAUUUCUAUGCCUUGAUGGUUUGAGCUUUCUUUAUAUAUCAUCACUGACGUAUAUGAAACGUCCACAUUUUCUUACCAUUAGUAGUUGUGAAAUUGUGGACUACAAAGUCUCAAGGCAAAGUUCCUUUGAACACCUACAAGAAGUGGAUAUACAUGAUUGCCCCAACUUGAGGGACUUGACGAGGCUAAUUUGUGCUCCAAAUCUCAAGAAACUGUCUGUACGUUCAUGUUCCAAUAUGAGAGAAGUAAUCCAACUUGAAAGACGGGAUGAAGUUGCGCAGCUAGAAGAGAUGAAUCACUUUGCAAAGCUUGAUGAAUUGAUAUUGAAAAGCCUACCGCAGCCAGAGGAUACCUUGCCUUUUACAUAUCUGAAGAGAAUCGAGGUCCUUGACUGUCAAAAUUUAAAGAAGCUUCCUCUCAACUUUAGCAAUGUUCCCAAACGAGAUCUUGUCAUUGCUGGAGAAGAAGACUGGUGGAAUAUGUUGAAAUGGGAGGAUGACGUUACUCGUAAUGCUUUUCAUCCCUGUUUUAGACCACACAAGUAA
Molecule: messenger RNA, 2625 nt
Organism: Prunus dulcis (almond)
Lineage: Eukaryota; Viridiplantae; Streptophyta; Magnoliopsida; Rosales; Rosaceae
Product: probable disease resistance protein At5g63020
Molecular function (GO): ADP binding; protein binding
Source: RefSeq, a predicted model, not a curated record